Molecule: messenger RNA, 1233 nt
Organism: Cuscuta epithymum
Lineage: Eukaryota; Viridiplantae; Streptophyta; Magnoliopsida; Solanales; Convolvulaceae
Source: the annotation of a GenBank genome assembly
AUCACGGUAUCACCUAUAUAAAGCAGUAUAUACUGGCAUUACAAUUUACAAGUUUUUAUUACGGAGUAUGAGUGAAAAAAAUCAAACUUUUGGUAUUUUGGAAGCUAUCAGUUUGCCCUCAUCUUUCUGAUUCCUUCCCUGCUCGACUACCCACCACACCAGCUACAUUUGUGAUUGCUGAUGUGAUCCUAAAGUGUAGUUUCUAGCAGCAUUUACAGACAACUCGGUGUAGCCCUAUUGUUAUCGGAGGGAGAGAUAGAGAGCGGUAUAGCCAGGAUCUACUCGCAAAUAAUUUAUCCGUGUGGAGAUAUCACGACAGUGCUAAACUUCCAAUUGCCUUAUAGUGCAGUUUAAGUAUCUCGGAGAUGGCAUCAUCUGGUCGGGGUGCGGCUGCUGGAGACAUGCAGGUGGUUCCUGUGGCAGAGAGGAAAGUAGCUAUACUUCCUCCUCGACCUCCAACGUCUUCCUCCAGUGCUUUAGUCGAAUACACACCACCAACGCCUAACCCUGAAGAGGAGGACCUUGAGGUUAAGCUCCGGCGUAUUCUUGAUUGUGUCCCUGUCCGUGUUAGCAAUACUUCUGGUAGCUCUGCGGGUUCUGGUUCUGGCGACUUUCAUCAGUAUCGACAAAUGAGACGAAAAGAACAAGACCGGCUUGCAAGGAUGGAUGCUGAUUACCAGAAAAGGAAGGAAGUGUCUGAAUUCAACAAAAGAAAAGAUGAACGGUUGAAGGCUGCUGAAGAGCGCACUGCAAAGAAACGUCUCAAACGACAGAAGAAGAAACAAAGGAAGAAAGAGAAAAAGAGCCAACCAGCUGCGGGUGUAGAAGCAAGAGAAAGAGAAGAAUCCUCAGAUAAUGCAGACUCAGAUAAUGGUGAAGCUGAGGAAUGAAUUAUAUAUAGCCUGAUAGGUACAAGUUAUUUCUCUUAUUGUAGAGGGGGAACGGGGAAGGAUUGAAAGUUCCAAAGAGUUCUUCAUUCAGCGUAGAGAGUGAUGAAGGAUUUUGAUUUGUAAUGGCCUUAGAGCAACCCUAACGCUGCCUUUCUAGUCUAUGUUUAGGGUGCCAAAUCAUUAAAAUUAGACAUUGUCUUUGAAUUUAUCCCGCCAAUACUUGUAGUCAUUUGUUGAUAUGGCAAAAAAAACUACUGUGAAGCCCUACGUUUGAGCGUAGAAAGCCAUCCAGAAUUCCAAACUUGCAGACUUUGACAACAAGUGGGAGAAACGAUUAAAAUAA